CACAAACCACCCGCAAAGCACCACAAAGUACAUUAUAAAGCUUGUCUUUCCCUGCCAGCCUUCCCCCCACCGACUGAUUAGGAUACCAUAUUUUUUUCACAACCUUAAACCACCCCCUGUGCACUUGAGAUUCUGAGCCUUGAGCCCACCCCCUCUGCCCUGCGAACGAACCAAGUCACCCCGCACAAAUCUUAUAACCGCGACUAGGUCGUCAUGGACUCCUUUUACCAACCAAACCCACAGUACAGCUAUGUCGAGGCUCCAGCUCCACCACCAGCGAGGCCGGAUUUCCCCUACUCCCCGGAAGUCCAAUAUGCGGACCCCGCCUCCCCAAUGAUCUUCCCAGUCUCCCCAAACAUCUCACCGGUGCCCUCGCGCGAUAGCUCCCGUAACCGAAGAAGCACAUUAAGUGGUGGGGACCCAUUCAUUACCAUCCCAGAACGCGGACGAGACAGGCCAUACUACAGCAAUGGCCAUCUGGCCAUCGGCCAACAAGGGGUAUCCAGGUCCAACUCGGAGCGAUCCCGCACCCGCCCUGUCUACGUCGAGGUGGCCCGCUCUGGCGCUAGGGGCCGAAGAUCCCCUAGCCAGGGGACUGACUACUACUACUCUAACAGCAAGGUUUACAAGGAGGGGUCAACCUACAGCAACUCCUCCUACGGUUCUCAGACUCACUCUCGAUCACACUCGAAAGUGGGCGGACGGCACUCCCGCUCUUCAUCUUGCGAUUCCUGCGACUCUGCCGACCCCACCGGUUAUGAAGUUGGGUUUCAUCAUGGUCCCGAUGGGCACCAUCACAACAAAGAGCUUGCUUCACUUACCAAACACUUGCAGAACGUUGAAUUACAGCUAAAGCAAGUCAAGGCUGAAUCGGAAAGCAAGAAGCAGGCAGAGGAGAACGCUAGAAUAGAGAAACUCCGAACCGAAGAGAUCGAGCGAAAGGUAGCUGAGAAGCUGAUGCUGCAGAGGAAGCAGGAGAUGGAGGCCGCGGAGAGGAGGAAGAGACAAGAGGAGGAAGAACGCAGGAGGAUUGAGGACGCAGCGAAGCGGCUCCUCGAGGAGAAGGAGAGGGCGGCUCGCGAGAGGGAGCAAGAGGAGAAAAGGAAGAAGGAGGAGAUCGACGCUAGGGUGCGGGCCGGGUUGAUGGCCAUGCAACCACAACCGCCCCCGCAGCAGCCACAACAACCUGCCCGAAGAACAUACACCAAGUUCUCCAAAAUCCACCUUUGUAAGGAGGCACUUGACGAGCGUCAGAUCUCGUAUACCGAGGAGCACGAUUCCUUCCUCGUCCACCGUGCUGUCGACAAGCAGGAGCAAAACUACCUCUGGAACCGAACCAAGGAAAUUCGAGGCUACUAUAGGCAAAUCCAAGAAGCUGCCGACAAGGCUCCGACCGUCCCCGGCCCAGACGGCGGAUUCGUCAAGUAUGUCCAGAUUGCGGGGCAGCCGUACCCGAUGGCACUCCCGGUCACCAUCAUGCAGACCCCCGGCGGCGGCCAGACCGCAAGGGUUGACCCUAUUAAGAUCAAGUGGAGUGAUAUCUUCCGCGCUGGCAAGGUCUAGAUUAGGAGACAAUAAGAUGUACUACAGCCCCGACGAUCCAAGCUACAAAGUUCUUUGGAUAAAAUGCCGGUGUGUGAAUGGAGUCUGAAACGGGAGAAGCUUAUCGUGAUUUAGGGGCAGGGGGGUUAUUUGUCUUUUUUUCUUUUUUCUUUUUUUCUUUUCUUGACUUGUUUGUUUGCUACACUGGGUGGUUGCCUUUGGCUUUUUUCUCUUCUUUUCUUUUUCUCAUACCGUUUACCUUGUUCAUUCAUAUUAUUCACGAUUAUCAUGUAACAAUGCAAAGGGCGGGGGGGUAUGGGGAAAGGGUGGUUUUCAAAUUUUCCUUUGGGGGAGGGGAAAUGUGGUGCGGGGUUCGGUGUGUCGGUUGGUAGCGGGGAAAUUCCUAUUGGGGUCUAAUUUAGGAGUUUUUUCUUUUUCCUUGUUUCCUUCUUCUCUUAUCAUCUGAACAUUACACUUGAGUAUCGUACCCUUUUUUUUGUUUUUUCAUCCAUCCUCAUUCAAUUUUUCCUUCCUCUUUUCACCAUGUUUGUAAAUUUGACGAUAUCGAGGGUUUUUUAUUUUUAUUUUUAUUUUUUUACCCCUCAGGUUUUGUUUUGGUCUGGUCUGUUUGGAAAGAAGGAAGAGAGUUACAUAUAUUAUACCUAUCUUGAUAGUUUAAAUUAAACCAUUCCUCUA
This is a messenger RNA of Tuber melanosporum (Perigord truffle), 2238 nucleotides long. RefSeq lists its product as uncharacterized. NCBI's taxonomy places the organism in Eukaryota, Fungi, Ascomycota, Pezizomycetes, Pezizales, Tuberaceae. The transcript has 3 exons. The record is from RefSeq and is a predicted model, not a curated record. Bases 214 to 1563 code for a protein of 449 amino acids.